GCGGGGCCCCUGGGCGGAGGGCUGCGGGACUACGUCAACGCAGGCCCCUGAGGCCGCCGCUGCGUUGUCCGGAGCGCUGUGCGGAGUAGCUCCGCGGCGUCAUGGCCAACUCCGGGAAGGAGGCCGAGGCGAUGGCGCUGCUGGCCGAGGCUGAGCGCAAGGUGAAAAACUCGCAGUCUUUCUUCUCCGGCCUCUUCGGAGGCUCAUCCAAAAUAGAGGAAGCAUGCGAGAUGUAUGCCAGAGCGGCGAACAUGUUCAAGAUGGCCAAGAAAUGGAGCGCUGCCGGAAAUGCUUUCUGCCAGGCCGCCCAGCUGCACCUACAGCUCCAGAGUAAGCAUGAUGCAGCCACCUGCUUUGUGGAUGCCGGAAACGCUUUUAAGAAAGCUGACCCCCAAGAGGCCAUUAACUGUUUGAUGAGAGCAAUAGAGAUCUAUACAGACAUGGGCCGAUUCACCAUCGCGGCCAAGCACCACAUCUCCAUCGCUGAGAUCUAUGAGACAGAACUGGUAGAUAUGGAGAAGGCCAUCGCCCACUAUGAACAGUCUGCGGAUUACUACAAAGGCGAGGAAUCCAACAGCUCAGCCAACAAGUGUCUGCUGAAGGUGGCAGGCUACGCUGCACAGCUGGAGCAGUACCAGAAGGCCAUCGACAUCUACGAGCAGGUGGGGACCAGUGCCAUGGACAGCCCCCUCCUCAAGUACAGCGCCAAAGACUACUUCUUCAAAGCAGCCCUCUGCCACUUCUGCAUCGACAUGCUUAAUGCCAAGCUCGCUGUCCAGAAGUAUGAGGAGCUGUUCCCAGCCUUCUCAGAUUCCCGGGAAUGCAAGCUGAUGAAAUUCUCCCCAACAGCGUCUACUGGGCCUGGCUGGCCUGGCCCUGACCCUGCCUGCCAUUUGCUUGCAGAAGCUGCUGGAUGCCCAUGAGGAACAGAACGUGGACAGCUACACGGAAGUGGUAAAAGAGUAUGACUCCAUCUCGAGGCUGGACCAGUGGCUCACCACCAUGCUACUACGCAUCAAAAAGACCAUCCAGGGCGAUGAGGAGGACCUGCGCUAGGCCUGUGGCCACCAAUUUCCCACCCAUCUGUCCCCAAGAGAGGUGGGGCCAACACUGCUUACCAUGGAGGCCACAUCCUCCAGGGCACCAGGCACGCUCUGCCAGCCAGAUGGUCACCCUCUGCCCGCUGCAUCCCUCACCCUGCCUAUUAUUUAAGCCCCUGAACGUGUCAUCCUCUGCCUUGGAGACCAGCUGGACAGACUUCAGUAUAGACCUCUGUGCCGCAGGAGCCUGGGGUCAGCAUCCAGUUCAUCUGGCCAGUUGUGUGCUGAAGCUGUUCCAUCUCCCCACCUUGUAUCCCAGCAGAGUUCUGAGCACAGGUAGUCCAAAGACUUGCUCUCCCUAGCUGGGAGUAACCUGGAGCCCCCAGCCUCCUGCAACCCCCACCUCUCAGGUUAGGCCCAGCCCUGGCACCCACAGUGGUCCCAGGGCCCACCUUGCACCUGCUCCUUUCCCAGCCUCCUGGUCAGUCUGUCAGCUGGAAGCUGCAACUUGUCCAGGAAGGACAAUAAAACCUGCCACUUUUGCAUGAG
This is a messenger RNA of Nannospalax galili (Upper Galilee mountains blind mole rat), 1589 nucleotides long. It is a transcript of the gene Napa, whose product is annotated as NSF attachment protein alpha. The coding region runs from base 102 to 923 and encodes 273 amino acids. Gene Ontology annotation, cellular component: vacuolar membrane; terminal bouton; synaptobrevin 2-SNAP-25-syntaxin-1a complex. The transcript is spliced from 11 exons. The record is from RefSeq and is a predicted model, not a curated record. Gene Ontology annotation, molecular function: syntaxin binding; soluble NSF attachment protein activity. NCBI's taxonomy places the organism in Eukaryota, Metazoa, Chordata, Mammalia, Rodentia, Spalacidae. Gene Ontology annotation, biological process: intracellular protein transport; regulation of synaptic vesicle priming; SNARE complex disassembly.